AAUCAUCAGUACCAUCACCAUCACCAUCAUCAUCACCACCACCAUCAUCAUCAGAGCUAUCAGGCCUCCGGCAGCGACAGCGGAAACGGAUCGGGAGACAGCGAGUUCGAGACCAAUAAUUCUGGCGGUGCCAGCAAUCCCUCCUCUUCGGUGCCGAUCAAGGGCGUGGUGAUACGCAGUCAUUAUAACACCAGUAACGACGGCAUAAACGGCAACAACGGCAGCGAAUACGAAUUAUCGGCGGAGGAACAGUUGGUGGUAGCCGCACCGUCUCUGGAGAUCACCACGGUCCUCGACAUCGAAGGUUUUACGACAUUGCUGUUACCAACUGGCGAACACAGACCUCUGGACCCGACGGCUCUGAGAGGAGUCUCGGGAAUGUUGCUGGAUUCGGCACCAAGAGUUCUCGCCUCUCAUCUUACGAGACUCGAUCUCGAAGUGGCACUUCAACCGGGACCAGGAAACAGAAGUGGAUUAAGUGGCAUCGAGCUGGCUACUCUUCCCCAUGGUAGACAAGCUAGAAUGGAUCUAAUCGAGAGAUCUGAAUGUAUAAAACUGUUGGUGGCGGUCACCGUGCUGGCUGGCGCUACGGCUAUAGAAAGAGCGGGUACCAUCAGCAAAUGGAUCAAAGUAGCAAUCGACACUAAAACCGCGCUCGGCAAUCUUUACGGCUUCUGCGGCGUGAUGCUCGGCUUGUGCCUGCCGCAAAUUCAAAGACUAGCCAAUACGUGGCAUCUGCUACGACAGAAACACACGGACGAAGCUUUCAGCUUCGAGGCGAAACUAAGGCCUACUCUACGGGCUAUGAACGAGUGUACCAAUCCGCAGGCGCCUAAUACGACGUUACCACAUUUGCUACCGAUCGCGCUACUUGGAGAACGCGGUCCCGAAGACGUUCUAGGUAUCCACAUAAAAAAUAUUAAAAUAAUUAUUAUUCGCUAAUUAAAUAAUCAGUGAAUA
Temnothorax curvispinosus is the source of this 960-nucleotide messenger RNA. RefSeq names its product SH2 domain-containing protein 3C. The annotation marks the transcript as partial. NCBI's taxonomy places the organism in Eukaryota, Metazoa, Arthropoda, Insecta, Hymenoptera, Formicidae. The record is from RefSeq and is a predicted model, not a curated record. The transcript is spliced from 2 exons. Gene Ontology annotation, biological process: positive regulation of peptidyl-serine phosphorylation; small GTPase-mediated signal transduction. Gene Ontology annotation, molecular function: guanyl-nucleotide exchange factor activity.